AUGGCUGACGGCGGUGGGGGAUCGGGCACGGUGGGCAGUGGCGGAGCGGGCCAGGUCUCGGCUGGGGCAGCAUCGGGCGUCACAGGGCCCGGCGGGAGCGGCGGCCCUAUCAACCCGGCAUCGCUGCCCCCCGGCGACCCGCAGCUCAUCGCCCUCAUCGUUGAGCAGCUCAAGAGCCGGGGCCUGUUUGACAGCUUCCGCCGGGACUGCCUGGCCGACGUGGACACCAAGCCAGCUUACCAAAACCUGAGGCAGAAAGUGGACAAUUUUGUGUCGACACACCUGGACAAGCAGGAAUGGAACCCCACGAUGAACAAGAACCAGUUGCGAAAUGGUCUGAGGCAGAGUGUGGUUCAGUCAGGGAUGCUGGAAGCCGGAGUGGACAGAAUAAUUUCCCAGGUCGUGGAUCCAAAACUAAACCACAUCUUCAGGCCACAGAUAGAACGAGCAAUCCAUGAGUUCCUGGCAGCCAAGAAAAAAGAAGCCGCACCAGCCCCGCCUCCAGAGCCUGAGCGCCAGGAGCCUGCAGCCCCGCCCCAGGAUGCGCCCUAA
This is a messenger RNA of Chrysochloris asiatica (Cape golden mole), 552 nucleotides long. Its product is annotated as biorientation of chromosomes in cell division protein 1-like. The transcript is spliced from 3 exons. Bases 1 to 552 code for a protein of 183 amino acids. NCBI's taxonomy places the organism in Eukaryota, Metazoa, Chordata, Mammalia, Afrosoricida, Chrysochloridae. The record is from RefSeq and is a predicted model, not a curated record.